This is a messenger RNA of Suillus clintonianus, 2562 nucleotides long. RefSeq lists its product as uncharacterized. Gene Ontology annotation, cellular component: membrane. The transcript has 19 exons. The record is from RefSeq and is a predicted model, not a curated record. Lineage: Eukaryota; Fungi; Basidiomycota; Agaricomycetes; Boletales; Suillaceae. Bases 135 to 2393 code for a protein of 752 amino acids.
GAACAGUAUUAGUGAACGUGGACUCGUUAGUGCUAUGCCGUUAACUUGGCACUGCCCUGUUUGUUUCAAAUAGCGUCUACUAGGGAUUGGUUCAAAUACCUGCUUGCCGUCAUACGACUUGAUCCUCCCAUAAUAUGGAUAUCGUGGGCUGGCACGCUCAGCGCAAAGCCCAUAAGGAAGCGCGUCAAUUUUCUGACCCUCAAAGAGGGUCAGACGGGAGGUAUCCGCCUGCAAAUGAUAUUGAUCCACUUCCUGAUGGGAGCGGGCUCGCUCAGGCUGGUAGCUUUGGUGUACCACCCUCGACAUCCCCGAUUCCUGAUACACCGCCUUCUGUUCCCCCAAAAUAUUUCAAUGAAGGGUUUGCCCACAAUGCGCACACUUCUGUUAGUUCUAUGGAGCGGUUAGUGUCUGGUAGCUCCAGCCUCUCUUUGGCUCAGAUGCCUGCAGUGGAACGCUCCAGAGCACAGAGGCUCGCCAGAAUGGAACCCCACCUUCAGUUUAUGGUCGGGCCCCUUUUGCGAUACGACACAGUUGACGAAAACGGUCUUUGGCGAGGUGCAGCUCUUAUCGUCACCGCAGAUUCAGGAUCAUCCUAUGAGCCAUUUCCAGUCUUAACAUAUCAGUGGGAUCCUGAGGAGAUUGCCCGACCUUCUUCAAAGACGCGGAGUUCUCAUUCGCUUUAUGAACUUGGCCCGCACCCCGCGGAUCCUCACACCACUGCAAUGGCCGGACCACCAGCGCACUUACCUGCCGUAGACGAGGCAUACCCGGGCGACUACAAGGGAAAAGGAAACACGAGGGAUGAUCAAACCCAGCAUGUAACUGGUCAGGAGAUUUAUGUCUAUGCAGGGAAUGGAGGCACCUUUACGUUUUGGCGUUUCCCCAUCCAGAUACAACUGGGUGUCAAUGAAAUUAACAUCAAGUAUAAUAUCAAUGGUGGCAUGCAAUUGUCUUUCUUCGUGCCUGCUCGUCAUCAGAACAUGCGCUGGGCAGCCCAUUCGUGCAACGGUUUCAGCGCUGGUGUAAAUCCGGAUGACUUCAGAGGACCAGGGUUUAAGAGUGGUUAUGAUCCUAUGUGGGUUGAUCUCUUGCGGAAGCAUGUCGAGCGACCAUUUCAUGUCCUUGUGGGAGGAGGCGAUCAGUUAUACUGUGACUCGUUGACUCGAGAGCCCGAAAUACAAGAAUGGAUCUUGGCAAAGCCUUCCACGAAGAAAAAUUUCCCUUUGACUGGUGAAAUUGCCUCGUGCAUUGAUCGGUUUUUCUUCAAUCACUACUGCAGCUCCUUCAGAAUGGGAGCGUUUGCGAGGGCUAACAGUUCGAUUCCAAUGUUGAAUAUGUGUGAUUUGAUCGAUGGGUUCGGGAGCUACCCUGAAGAGCUUCAACAGUCUCCCGUGUUCAAGCAUAUUGGAGUGCGAGGCUACUUUUUCUAUUUGCUUUUUCAAUGCUUCAUCAAUCCUCAUUACGAUAACUUGGACGAUAGAACAGGGAAGCACAUGUUCAAGUCACUUAUUUUGGGGGCUCAAGGUCCUUAUAUUGGUUUACCGUCACAUUCGUUUUUGUCUUACCUGGGGCCCGAUGUGUAUAUUCUCAUGCUGGACUGUCGCGCCGAGAGAAAAAGGAGCCAGGUCUGCAGCGCGUUUGAGUACCAAAAGGCUUUUGAACGAAUCAGAUAUUUACCUCCGGACGUAAAACAUCUCGUUGUGCAACUCGGAAUCCCUAUUGCGUAUCCACGAAUGGUUUUCCUUGAAACUGCGCUAGACUCCAAGUUGAAUCCCUUGACUGCUCUUGGACGCAGCGGAACCGCGGGGUUCAGUAGUUUUGUGAACAAAUUUAACGCAGACGCUGAGUUACUGGAUGAUUUGAAUGACCACUGGACCGCGAAGUCUCACAAGAAAGAGCGCAACUGGUUCAUUCAACAGAUGCAAGGAAUAGCAAGGAUGAAAAGUUUACGUAUUUCGUUUCUUUCUGGCGAUGUCCACUGCGCCGCCGUAGGGGUUCUUAAAACACUGGUCCGCAGCAACGGAGGAAAGAACAACCGUACGAUUGAUGUUCCACCCGAAACCGAUUAUAGAUACAUGCUCAACGUGGUGACAAGUAUGCCACCGAAUGGAGUGAUCGCCAUGGUAUCUACUUUGGCGACUAAGACUCAUAGAACGCUGCAUCACGCAGAAACUGAUGAAUCCAUGCUUCCUGUUUUUACGAAGGAACCAAAUGGUAACAAUCGCCUCCAAAACAAGUAUAUAAUGGGGCGACGGAAUUGGUGUGCGGUCUCGUGCGAUCCUGAGACACAGGAGUUGGAAUUCGACAUUCGUGUCGAGAUGGAGAAAGGGAUUGGUGUCAGCGUUGGAUAUCCAGUCCGAAGUCCUCCUCCCAAGUGGUUUCCUGGAACGUGACGCUUAGUAUUUCUAGAUCUCACCAUUGCUUUUAUGACAUCAUUCCGUAUUCUUUAAGCUGAACUGUAUCGCUAACGCAUAAUUUUUUGGUCUUACUUGAACUGUUUCAAUACCUUUCAAAUUGCGAUGUAAUGCCAUUAUACCCACGUGCACGAUAUUUCCUCAAGUC